AUCUACAUCGAGAAACUAAAAUAGUAAUCAAUUUAGAGUCAUUAUUGAAUAGAAUUAUAAAAUCGAUUGAAAUGGAUGGUAACCAACUGAAUUUCUUGGAAAGAAAACACAAAUCCUUUUAGAUUUAUUAUUGAAUGAGAAUACAUAAAUCCACUAAAAUGACAAUUCAACUCACACUGACAUUACAUUGUUUGGUACGCAUUUUCAAAUGGUAUGGUGACAAUUUCUUAAGGAACCUAGUUUAUAUGUUAUGUAUGACCAACAUAAAGUCGAUGAGAUUCAAUAAUGUCAGCGCGUAUUGAUCUACACACUAACCUUUACCUUUCUGGACUAGAGUGAAUGCGUUCACAGAUGCGCUCUAAGUUGCUGCCUACCUAACCAAUUAUUGCUAAAGCAUUUUAAGAAUCAUCGACUGAUUAAGAUACACAUUAAAUGUUCCCAGAGUUAAGCUUUGAUGAGGAGUCAAAAUUGGGACAAAAGAAGAAAAACAGAUGCUAAACCAAAAGCCGCAAGCAAUCCCUAACCCUUUUGCUUUAAUUAUGCAUUAGACAGAUUCCUGCCAUUCAUUUUGAUCCCCUCCCUUUACAACAACCACCCUGACACAUUACAUUCUCUCCAUAUAGCUCCUCCCUCUCCCAGCUAGCACUCCCCCCCUUCUCCAUCUGCACCUCCAUCUCCAUUCUUCACUCUAAUCAUCAAUUCGAGGAAAUGGACGGGGUGGUGGUUUACAGGCGAUCGGCGUCGAGGCUGACGAUCGGAGCUCACUUUUUCGGGGUGUUGGCGAUUGUUCUGAUGCUGAUAUGGCUGCUGCACUACCGCGGCGGCAUUGAGUACGACUCCAACAACCCGGCCCGCGUCUUCAAUGUUCAUCCGUUCCUCAUGUUCUGCGGCUUCAUCUUUCUCGUUGGCCAAGCAAUGAUGGCAUACAAAACCGUGCCGGCAGCCAAACAAGCACAAAAGGUAGUACACAUGAUGUUACACUUAGUCGGCAUAGCUCUCGGCAUCGUCGGAAUAGCCGCCGUGUUCAGAUUCCACGACAUGAUAGGCGCUGAAGACAUGUUCAGCCUCCACUCAUGGAUCGGGCUCACCACCUUCAUCAUGUUGGGCCUCCAAUGGCUGUUGGGCUUGUUCACCUACAUGUUCCCCAAGGCCAGCCUGGAGACGAGGUCCAGAAUGAUGCCGUGGCACAUCAGUUUCGGCAGGGCGCUUCUGUACAUGGCCGUUGCGGCGGCGCUCACGGGGCUCAUGCAGCGAGAAACGCUUCUCAACCUCCGUGGACACGCCGAGGCCCGGCUCAUCAACUUUACCGGGCUUUGUAUCUUGCUCUUUGGAAUUUUUGUUGAUCUCUCGGUGGCCCUGGCUCAUCAUGCCUGACCGGCCGGCGAGUGUUGCCGGCGGCGAGUUUGGAAUGCGAUUGGUGUCCGAUUCUAUAGUACGUUUGUUUGUUUUCAUGGAGUUUUCGACCCAAAUUGAAUGCGUGUGUGAGGAAAUGAGGAUGGUUUUUUCACUUUGUCUUAGUUGAUUUUUUUCAGAAUUUGAAUAUGAAGUGAGUUGGAUUUUAUGUAUUUUUUGUCAACUAAUUGUGGUUCUUGAGUCCAUUCACCUAAGCAAUUGAUGAUUUACUAUGUUUUGUUUGAGCACACAUCCAGUCGUAUAUUGUAAUGAUUAUUAUUCAUGCAUGGUACUCAGUCGUGUAAGGCUACAGGGGUUUAUUGUCUUUUCCUCUCUAGGCCGACGGGUUUAGUGUAACCCUAGGAGAAUUAGUGUUGAUUAGGGUUACAUAUAUAUCUCUUGUAAGUAUAUCGGCUGCAAACCAUGAAUGAAAGUUGAGAUAACAU
Messenger RNA from Linum trigynum, 1838 nucleotides. NCBI's taxonomy places the organism in Eukaryota, Viridiplantae, Streptophyta, Magnoliopsida, Malpighiales, Linaceae. The record is from the annotation of a GenBank genome assembly.